AUGUCCCAAGAACCGCUCCCUACCAUGGUCGCUAUUCACGAUAGCCGAGAACAUCGUGUCUGGGUCUACUUUGUCGACAAGGGAAGGAACAUCAGGUGGUACAAAGGGCCUCGUGAUGACGGACCGGAACGUCAAGCCAGCACUAUGCCGUACGACUCGCCCAGGGAGCUCAUCGAAUUAUUCUCUCCAGAGCGCGGGAAUGGAGCGGCAGAAACCCGCGUCUUCUACGUCAACGAAGAGAGUAAACUCCAGGAGGCCUGCUGGACGGAGGGCUUCAACAACGACAAGUGGUAUCCCGGUGCCCUCAGUAACGUCGAGGACAAUGGGUAUGAUGUUGAGCCUCGCUCUGUCCUGACCGCCACGGUGUUCAAUCACUACAUGAGGGUCUUCUAUCAGCAUAAGAAUGAGAAUGCUCCUUGCGUUGCUUGGGGCGAGAGCCGCGAGCGUGGUGAUGAAACCUGGACCAGCAAGACGGCUGUUUCGUUCAAUUGA
Fulvia fulva is the source of this 492-nucleotide messenger RNA. RefSeq lists its product as uncharacterized. Bases 1 to 492 code for a protein of 163 amino acids. The record is from RefSeq and is a predicted model, not a curated record. The transcript has 3 exons. Lineage: Eukaryota; Fungi; Ascomycota; Dothideomycetes; Mycosphaerellales; Mycosphaerellaceae.